AGGAGGACGCGGUGUGGGAGCUGAGGGGGGUCGCGGCCGCCAUGUCGGCCCCAAUGGCUGCGGUGCUCGGGAACGGGCUGGGGCCGAAGGGAGCGGAGCCGCCCGAGCCGCCGGAGCUGCUGGAGCUGUGCGGCGCCUGCCGGCAGCGCCUCAGCCCGCAGCGGGAGCCGCGGCUGCUGCCCUGCCUGCACUCCGUGUGCCGGCAAUGCCUGGGGGCCGCGCCGGGAGCCGCCGGCAGCGACGGGCAGGUGUUCGACUGCCCCGUGUGCCACCAGCAGUGUCCCCUGGGUGACAUCAUGGAGAACUUCUUCCUGCAGGACAGCGGGGCUAGCAGCGGGCAGAGCUGCACCAGCUGCGAGGACAACGCGGCGGCCACCAGCUUCUGCCUGGAGUGCGCGGAGCCGCUGUGUGACACCUGCGUGGAGGCACACCAGAGGGUCAGGUACACCCGGGACCACACUGUGCGGGCCUUGGGUGAGUCACUGUCACCCCCUGUCACCCCUGUCACCCCCUGUCACCUCCUGUCACCUCCUGUCACCUCCCUGUCCCUGUCCCCAUCGCUGUGUGACACCUGCGUGGAGGCACACCAGAGGGUCAGGUACACCCGGGACCACACUGUGCGGGCCUUGGGUGUGCCCGGUCCCUGCCCCGGGCCCUGCCCCUCUCACCCCUCGGAGCAGCUGGCUCUGGUUCCCGUUAUUCCCUGUGUUAUUCCCGUUGUUAUUCCCCGUGUUAUUCCCUGUGUUAUUCCCUGUGUUAUCCCUGUGUUUUUCCAGGUGUGCCCGGUCCCUGCCCCGGCCCCUGCCCCUCUCACCCCUCGGAGCAGCUGGCUCUGGUUCCCGUUAUUCCCGUUGUUAUUCCCUGUGUCAUUCCCUGUGUUAUUCCCAUUGUUUCCAGGUGUGCCCGGUCCCUGCCCCGGCCCCUGCCCCUCUCACCCCUCGGAGCAGCUGGCUCUGUUCUGCAGCGCCUGUGACGCCCUCACCUGCCGGGCCUGUCACCUGGGCAGCCACCGCGACCACCCCUCCCAGCCUCUGGAGGACGCCGUGCGCCAGCAGCGCUCGGUGCUGUCCGCCCUCCUGCAGCGCCUGGGUGACAAACACGCCGCGCUGCAGCGCUCCACGCGGGAGCUGCGCGCCGGCCUGCGGCGCGCUGCGGACGUGCACAAGCGGCUGCAGGUGGAGGUGAAGAUGGCCGUGCUGCAGGUCAUGAAGGAGCUCAACAGGCGCGGCCGGGCGCUGCUGGGGGACGCGCAGCGGGUGUCGGACGCCCGGCAGCAGCGCCUGCAGUGCCAGCACCGCGCUCUCAGCCGCGCCCAGCGGCAGCAGGAGCACGUCCUGCGCUUCACCACGCGCGCCCUCGACAGCCCGCAUGGCGCCGCCCUGCUGCUCUCCAGGAGGCUGAUCCACUCCCAGCUGCUCCGCGCGCUCCGUGUCACUGUGGAGCCCCUGGAGCCACAGGGGGACCUGAAAUUCCAGUGGGACCGGCUGGCCUGGACCAGGAGCGCCGAGAGCUUCGGCACCAUCGUUUCGGAGCCGCCCCUCCCGCCCUCGCUGAGCCCCCCGCCCCCGCUGAGCCCCCCCGCCGCCAGCCCCUCCCCUGCCUCACAGGGGUCCCCCCAGGUGAUCACUGGGGGACAGGUGACCCCUGAGCUGCUGCUGCAGGUCCCCGAGUGUCCCCCCCAGCUGUCACCCCCCCACCUGGAGCCACAGUCACCGCAGCUGGCCACCAGCCCCCCCGAAAACGGCGUCACCACAGUGAGGAGGAGGAAACCCGGGAAUUCUCCCAAGGAGGAGAAGUUCGUUAAGAAGCUGCUCAUUAAGCGGAGGGGCCCCCCCGAGCCCCAGCCCGGCCCCCGGCUGCCCAAGGUGCCGCGGGUCAGCCUGGAGCGGCUGCAGCUGGACCUGGAGCUGGACCCGGCGCAGCCGCCCGUGUUCCGCAUCUUCCCGGGGCCCUCGGCCCAGGAGUUCAGCGUCAUCGUCAUCGAGCAGGGCACGGCGGGGACAGAGGGGGCAGAGGGGACAGCGGGGACAGAGGGGACAGUGGGGACAGCAGGGACAGCGGGGACAGCAGGGACAGCGGGGACAGCGGGGACGACGGGGACAGCAGGAACGGUGCAGCCACACAGAGCCCUGCCUGUCAAGGAGGAGCAGCAGGAGUCGCCCAUCGGGGACACUGGUGACACCAAACCCGUGGGGCUGCUGCCGCCUCCCCCAGGGGAGCCGGGCCCUGCCCUGGGCUCCUCCCCCGGCCCGGGGCUCCCAGUGCUCCCAGUGCUCCCAGCAGGGCUCCCAGUGAUCCCAGUGGGGCUCCCCGUGGGGGUCUCGUGCUGCCGCGUGUGCGGCCAGGCCGGGGCCGUGGUGAUGUGUGACCGCUGCCAGCGCUGCUUCCACCUGCACUGCCACCUGCCCGCCCUGCAGGACGUGCCCAGCCCCGAGUGGACGUGUUUGCUGUGCCAGGAGCUGCCCCCGCCCAGCCUGGACACGGAGCAGGGCACCCCCCUCAAGCUGAGCCCCCAGGACCAGCAGAGGUGCGAGUUCGUGCUGCUGGAGCUGCUGUGCCACGAGCCCUGCCGGCCCCUGCACCGCCUCUCCAGCUCCCCGGACGGGCGCGACGCCAUCGACCUGACGCUGAUGCGGGCGCGGCUGCAGGAGAAGCUGAGCCCCCACUACCGCAGCCCCGAGGAGUUCGCCCGCGACGGCUGGCAGCUGCUGCGCCAGUUCCACCGCCUCACCGAGGACAAGGCGGAUGUCCAGUCCAUCCUGGGGCUGCAGCGUUUCCUCGAGAGCCGCCUCAGCGCCGUCUUCGGGGACCAGAAGUUCUCCCGGCUGCUGCUGGACCCUGAGGAUGGCCUGGAGGUGUUCCCAGGGUCCUGAUCCCCCCUCCCGGGGGGGAAACCCCUCCCCGGACCCCAAUUUCCCUCCUGGGGGUCCUGGUUUUCCCCCUCGUCACGGUUCUGUUUUCCCCCUGGAUCCCAGAGCCUCCCAGGACGUGGGGAUGUCCCUGUCCCCCGUUAUCCUGGGGUCACUCAGAAAAAUACAGCCCUGGUUCAUCCUG
Messenger RNA from Oenanthe melanoleuca, 3054 nucleotides. It is a transcript of the gene TRIM28, whose product is annotated as tripartite motif containing 28. The record is from RefSeq and is a predicted model, not a curated record. Gene Ontology annotation, molecular function: zinc ion binding; transcription corepressor activity; protein binding. Lineage: Eukaryota; Metazoa; Chordata; Aves; Passeriformes; Muscicapidae. Bases 42 to 2873 code for a protein of 943 amino acids. The transcript is spliced from 18 exons.